AAGAUUGUCGCCAUUAAUUCCGUCUUAGCUUGUUGUUCGUUGGGAGGUAAAAGAAUGAGUAGUGUUGGUGGGCCAUGCGGUGCAUGCAAGUUUCUGAGGAGGAAGUGCGUGAAGGGGUGCAUAUUUGCGCCGUAUUUCGAGUCUGAUCAACUAGGGACGGCCCAUUUCGCGGCGGUGCAUAAGGUGUUCGGAGCUAGCAACGCCUCCAAAAUGCUGAUGGCCAUUCCGGCCAACCGCCGCCUCGAAGCCGUCGUCACGCUGUGUUAUGAGGCUCUUGCUAGGGUUAGAGACCCCGUCUACGGCUGCGUUGGCCACAUCUUCACUCUUCAACAACAGGUGGUUAACUUGCAAGCAGAGUUAGCUUAUGUUCAAGCGCGUCUAUCAACCUUCCAGCAUCUUCCUCUAAUGGCACCACCGCCGGGAAUUUUACCCCUCGGCGACACCAACGUGGAUCUCCAGUCCUCAUGCGAAGCAGGACACAGCUCCGAUGUAUCAUUAUACAUUAAUCCACCACCACCACUACUAUCACCGGAACUAGACAUUACGGGAUUGUGCAGCGAGUUGGAUGAAGAUGUGGCUACUUCGGAUCUUCACAUGUUAGCUUGGGAGUUUGUGUCUAGGCACUUGCCAGGAGUGAGAUUCAGGCCUUCACAAUGA
Molecule: messenger RNA, 657 nt
Organism: Ipomoea triloba (trilobed morning glory)
Lineage: Eukaryota; Viridiplantae; Streptophyta; Magnoliopsida; Solanales; Convolvulaceae
Product: LOB domain-containing protein 19-like
Exons: 2
Coding region: 55-657 (200 amino acids)
Biological process (GO): hormone-mediated signaling pathway; positive regulation of DNA-templated transcription
Cellular component (GO): nucleus
Source: RefSeq, a predicted model, not a curated record